Molecule: messenger RNA, 3323 nt
Organism: Arvicanthis niloticus (Nile rat)
Lineage: Eukaryota; Metazoa; Chordata; Mammalia; Rodentia; Muridae
Source: RefSeq, a predicted model, not a curated record
AAAAAAAAAAAAAAGUUAAGUACUAUUAGUCAUGUUUUAACAGAUGUGAAAACUGAUCUACCCAGGAAUCACACAGUUACUCUGUAUUAAAACUGAAAUUGAAACCUAGAAAGUCUAACUCCAUGCCCACACCCUUAAGCACCACUGUUGUAAGAGCUUUAAGUGAUAGACUUGGAAAUUUGCCAGAGUGAGGUAGCUUGCCUCUUCCAUUUGGAGAAAAGAACAUUUGUCCGGAAAGAAACCUUGUAAGGUGACGAUCUGCCCAAAGCAAGCUGAAAUCCAAGAGGACAGUAUAAAACAGAAAAGCCACCUUCAUUAACUUGUAAUUUGUGUUAAUCUUGAAGAAACAGCUCGUCGUCUGGGCUUCACUCUUUCCUUUAUUAGAGAUGGGAGUUGGGGAAGGUUAGUAAGAACAGACCUUAGUCUGAGCACCGUGUUAGGGAAGAGCUGGAGCACUGGAGUGAGGCUCUAUCCUUUCUGCUCUGAUGGUUUUGGCUUUUUCUGUGGCCUCAGCUCCAGCUCCACCUAUGUGGACCGCAGAUGAGAUUGCUCAGCUGUGCUAUGCACACUAUAAUGUCAGACUGCCCAAGCAGGGGAAGCCUGAGCCAAACCGUGAGUGGACUUUGUUGGCAGCUGUGGUGAAGAUACAGUCUGCAGCUAACCAUGCUUAUGACACCCCUGAUAAGGACAUGCAAGUGACAAAGGAAGUUGUCUCAAUGGGAACGGGAACAAAAUGCAUAGGCCAGUCCAAGAUGAGAGACAGCGGAGACAUCCUCAAUGACAGCCAUGCUGAGAUCAUAGCCAGAAGGAGUUUCCAGAGAUACCUUCUCCAUCAGCUCCAUUUGGCAGCCGUCCUGAAAGAAGAUAGCAUCUUUGUUUCAGGGACUCAAAGAGGAUUGUGGAGGCUCAGACCUGACCUGUCUUUUGUGUUUUUCUCUAGCCACACACCCUGUGGGGAUGCCUCCAUCAUUCCGAUGCUGGAGUUUGAAGAACAGCCUUGCUGUCCUGUCAUCAGAAAUUGGGCCAACAACUCACCUGUAGAAGAGACUGAGAAUCUAGAGGAUUCUAAAAAUAAAAGGAACUGUGAAGACCCCGACAGCCGGGUAGCCAAGAAGAUCAGGCUUGAAACACCUGCCAGGUCCCUCUCCAAUUGUGUAGCUCACCAUGGGCCACAGGAGAGUGGUCCAGUCAAACCAGAUGUCAGCAGCUCUGAUCUCACCAAGGAGGAACUGGAUGCUGCCAAUGGAAUAGCUUCAGGUAGCUUCAAAGUGGUGGAUGUCUAUAGGACGGGAGCCAAGUGUGUUCCUGGAGAAGCUGGGGACUUGAGACAGCCAGGGGCUGCCUACCACCAGGUGGGACUACUUCGUGUGAAGCCUGGCAGGGGAGACAGGACAUGCUCCAUGUCCUGCAGUGACAAGAUGGCAAGGUGGAAUGUCCUCGGAUGCCAGGGCGCACUGCUAAUGCACUUCCUGGAGAAGCCCAUAUACCUGUCAGCUGUGGUCAUCGGGAAGUGCCCAUACAGCCAGGAAGCCAUGAGGAGGGCAUUGAUUGGCAGGUGUCAGGAAACCUUGGUUUUACCCAGAGGCUUUGGCGUUCAAGAACUGAAAAUACAGCAGUCGGAUUUACUAUUCGAACAGAGCCGCUGUGCAGUGCACAGGAAAAGAGGUGACAGUCCAGGCCGACUCGUCCCUUGUGGGGCAGCUAUCAGCUGGAGUGCUGUCCCUCAGCAGCCUUUGGAUGUUACAGCCAAUGGUUUUCCACAAGGAACAACAAAGAAAGAAAUUGGAAGCCCUCGGGCCAGAUCCCGAAUCAGCAAGGUGGAACUCUUUAGAUCAUUCCAGAAGCUGCUGAGCAGCAUUGCAGAAGACGAGCAGCCGGACUCCGUCAGGGUACAGAAGCCGGCUACCUAUCAGGAGUACAAGGAGGCUGCGUCUGCCUACCAGGAAGCCUGGGGUGCACUCCGGAGGAUACAGCCGUUUGCGUCCUGGAUCAGAAACCCACCCGACUACCACCAGUUUAAAUGAACACUUGCUGGUAUCAGGACCCUUCACAUUGGUCUCCCUCUCCCUUUGUGCUGAACAAACCUCUGUUUUUCUGGACAUUAAGUCUGAGGAGAAAACGAUGCCUUCUCCCAGAGCGCUGCACCUUUUGGUGUCAUAAAUGGAGCCCAGAACUUCAUCAGUUAUACUUGACUGGAGCAGCUCUGUGCUAAAAUAGCCUCUCAAUUAUGACCUUGGUAUGUGCCUUCAAUUGUGUUUUAUUGGUUCUUUAAAAUACAUCAUCAGAGUUUGGAACAUGGUGCUCUUAAGUAAUCUUCAGCAGCUCUGGUUUCUAUCUUCUUAUAUUGAUUCAGCAAGUAUGCAUCGGGCUGGAAUCACUUUAGAAUGUUGGAAACAUUACAGUCUCUCCUGGACUAAUGAAAAUGUGUUUCAUAUUUCCAGCCUUCCUUUGAGAACCAUCAUUUCCCAGUCCUCAGCAACCAGAUAUGGCUGAAGUUAACUUUACCCUCAGGCCUAGCACAAGACUAGCCUUGGAAAGCUCUGUUCUCAGACUUACCAAGAAAGGUUUGUUUGGGUUUUGGUUUUGUUCUUGAGAUAGUCUCACUCUGUAACCUACACUGUCCUUGGCUUUCAGUCCUGCUAUAGCUUUCUAAAUACCAAGCCACCAUCAUCCCCCGCCACACCACUUUCUCCUCAUCCUCCUAUCUUUUGCUUGAGACAGGAUCCCUCUCUAUAGUCCAGGCUGGCCUUGAACUCAACACACAGCCAAGGAUGAGCUUGGGCUCUGAUCCUCCCACCUCUGCCUCCUGGUGUCACACCAUACUUUGCUUCCAGGAUUCUCUUCUGACCAGUGUCGUGGGGGCCACUAUAUUCUUGUAACUGCCAGUAGCCACCAUCUUUCCCUACAGACAGAGACAGCCAGCUGACAAUGAAGGCAGCAGAGGAGGAAACUGCCAGAACAGCCGAAGCCCUAGGGUCCAGCGUACCCAAACCACAUGAGACAAAUGCCUAGUUUGAUUGUCUUUCUUGAUUUAUGGGGGCCACACAUGCUAUAGUGUAUGUGUGGCGGUAAGCACCUGUAUCAGCAGAGCAGGUCCCUAUUUUGAUUGAAUUAUUUUCUUUUUAACUCAGUUCCCAAAUGCCUUAAUUUCCUACAGCAAAUCAGCAAAAGACCUAGCAACUAACCCUGUUUAACUGUCAGCUAAGAGAGAGUACUCAGCUUCUUCCCACCUUGAAUAACUAGCUGGAAACAGAAGCUCUGCUUGUUACUCAGUGUCACUAUGUUUUAUACUGUUUGGUUUUGCUUUGCUUUGCUUUGUUUUU